This is a messenger RNA of Acipenser ruthenus (sterlet), 7019 nucleotides long. RefSeq lists its product as uncharacterized. Gene Ontology annotation, biological process: negative regulation of DNA-templated transcription. Bases 843 to 5978 code for a protein of 1711 amino acids. The transcript is spliced from 8 exons. NCBI's taxonomy places the organism in Eukaryota, Metazoa, Chordata, Actinopteri, Acipenseriformes, Acipenseridae. The record is from RefSeq and is a predicted model, not a curated record.
AGGUGAAGACCAUUUUCCGGUUACUACGCAAUAAGUUCGCAUCCUGUGUCACAGUUAGUAGGACCCCACCGGCAGAGACUUGUUCUGGGCUGUCCUAUUGAAACUGAUGGGGGGUGGGUCGGUCCCAUUUAAUUGUAACACAGGGCUUUCACCUUUGUGAUGAAUGGACACAACACAUACAGGACCCUGUAUACUAUUUUGGACAAAGUAUGCAUGUCCAAUACAUUACAUUUUUUUAUUUUUUAGUUAAAUACGGACAUGGUUCAGUUUUCCUGGUGAUACAGUGUUGCCACGUACGCUAACCGUGAUGUCUCUCCCCGGUGCGUUUCUGCAGAGCUGCUUGUCUAUGUCCACGCGUCACGCAGACAGUCUCACAUCCUGGCACUUUCCCGUUGUCAAGGCAGCGGCAGAAGGGAAGGCUCAAUGGCGUAAGUUACUGCAGUGUCCUGCCUGUAAAAAAAAAAAAAAAAAUGUCCAAACGUCGCAAACUGUCCCGGAAAAGUUAAAUUUAACUACCCAGGGGAAAUACAGUCGCAAACCCUAAUGGGGGGGUAGAAAACAGCAGGAAAAAAAUGAAAAACAACAAGCAGAGGAUGGUCAUGACCUGAGUAUUGUGUUUCUGCAAGCAUGAUAUGAAGAUGUUCCCGUCCCCAAACAGCACAUGUGAGCCCAACACAGCAGGACACUGAGCAGUGUAAAGAGAAACAGAGAAAUCAGAAAUGGACUGCAUGGGAGGUCUUAUUUUGUAUUUGCAUGCCUUUCCAGCCUAUUCCGCCACUAAACAACCUUUUGAAGGCUAUGUGCUGCCUGUCUAGACUCAAAGUCACAGAGGGUGGUCUAUAAUGCAGUGCCAACAUACAACAGGAGGUGACCCCUCAGGGCUGGGGGGCACAGCCACUGCCAACAAAACUCAGCGGCGCCGCUCUGCUGCCCAGUACGAUGAGGAGGCGAUGGCCAGGAAACGGGAGUACUGGCGAACGAAGAAGCGGGAGCAAAGAGCCGCUAAGAAAGAAACCAACAGAGCCAGAGAUGCCAGGACGAGAACAAAACAGCAGCAUGUUCUGCCUGCUGGAGCUGCCGGCUGCAGUUCCCUGGGAGGGUUUGUUGAAGACGAGGGUGGCCUGAUUGCGAUAAGUUCCGAGGCGCCGCGUGGCUCUCGGACCUCCUCAGUGCGGGGAGUGAAUCCCUGCCUUCUUAAUCCCGACGGCUCGUACCAGCAUGACAGUGGUGUUCAAGAUCCACGUGGUCAAAUGAGCGCUCUUGAAAACGCUGUGCCCAAAGUGCACCACCCACAGAGGCUGCCCUGCAAGACACUUGCUCAGGAGGCUGGUGCUGAUUUACCAGCAAAGAGGCUUUUGUCAGCCGCCCCAUUUCAGAUCCAUGUCCAGGAAGACUAUUGUCCAAAGCCAGCAGUGCUCACUCAGCCCCAAAGGCAAACCGCUCAGCCGUUGCUUUCAGAAAUACCUGGUGUGGAGUCACGGUGUCAUCGCCAGGGCUCUGCCACGUUAUCUGGCGUUCCGUCUAGAUUGGGUUCUCAACCGCCGCUAGUCGCCAGGGCGACAUACAAUGAGGGGCAAACUGCAGCACGGCAAAAACAGAGAUUGAAACUCAGUAAAGUCGUACCGCAGCUUCAUGGCAACAGCGUUUCUUUUGAGCUAAGUUAUAAAAGCAACCCCCCAGCAGUAGGUCCUUUACCAAAGUCUUGUAAUGGCGCAAUGGAGAUGGGCAAACCGGCUUGCAGCCAGAGUUCUCUUUCUCAACCAAAUGGACCUCUUCUUAACAGCUGCCCCAAAGUGCCUGAGGUUCGCCUAAAAGCGACAGCCCAAGUUCAUAGUCCUGUGUUUCCUGGUGACCAAACUCAAAGUAAAAAGAUUGUCUUAAACGGUAAUUCUCCUACAAUGGUCCAAGCCCGUUGCCAUCAAGUGAGAACCUCUUCUCUGCCAGUUCGAGGACAGCGUAAUCUGCCACAAGCCUGCAAUCCUAAAACUACCACUCCUACACGCAAGCAACUGUCUGUCGGCACUUUAGAGGGAGUCAAUCACACAGCCGCCAGCCAAGGCAGUCCAACAACUGCCCAAAAACAGGCUCAGAACAUUCCAAAUUCUGUUGUUCAGGGUUGUAAGAUACAAAACUCCACUCGGGGGGUAAGUGUACCAAAGAUAGCUCGUCCCCAGACUGGUCUAGAUCAGAUGGAGGAGGAAAAGGCAGCCAGACGCAGAGAAUACUGGCGCAUAAAGAAACGCGAGCAGAGAGCCAAACUGACAGCCACCACCAAGGAAAGGAUCAAAAGGAGGCACGUUGAAUCACAGAAGGGCAAACGUUUCCUCUCCAGAAUACAGGACGGGCAGGUCGGUUGGCCUCAAAGAGGAGGGAUUGCCAGUCAGUCCACAGCACCACAAAACUUGCCUUGUAACGCUGCAACAACAGGAAGGCUUGUUAAAGAUCUCACGACUCCAGGUGCACCUCCGCACACCUCCACAGUUUCAUUGUACCCAGCAGUUAAACAGGAGACAGUCCGGCCCCUGGUUUCUGAUCUGCAAUCUCCACAGCCAGUUUGUAAUCGGAUGGCACUCCCCAGCAGUGCUGUGCAAGUGUGCACUGUUGAAGCACCGAGACCUGCUGUUAUCCCAACUCGAAGAUGUGUCGGUGAUGGUGCUGCUGCUAAAAUUCAGGCACCUGCUGAUUUUCCAGACCGACUGUCUUUAAACCAGGUGUCACCCAGUGGCUCUUACUCAGCUGAACCAAUGGCCCAGAUUUCUAAAAGGCCGGACAGUACUGGAAAUGGCCGAAAGGUUAUUUCUUCCCAGGUUUCAAAAGUUCCUUCUUGGCGUCAGAGACUGAGAGAUGGUGACCGUUGGAACAUGUUCAGGUCAAAGAUACACAGGCAUAGUGUCCUCGAAACCCAGAGGCUGAGUAAUCAAGGGGAUUUGAAAAGACCCAACGCACCCAGGGGCAACCCUCCUGUGACGGGAGUCCAAAGUGCCGCCGAGCUGGAAGACGAGAGGCUGGCUCGCCGCAGGGAGUACUGGCGGAUCAAGAAGCGAGAGCAGAGAGCCAAGCUGACCGCAGAGGCCAAGGCCAGGAUGAAGGAAAGGGACGCGCAUUCACGUAGAAUCAAGCGCUGCCUGUCCAUCCUGGGGGAGAGACACAGGGAGCGUUUGGGGUUUGAGAACGUGCAGAAUCCCCGAGAAAACAUUCUUGUCCCAGACGUCGUCUGCGACGCCAUCGGAGGGUUUAUAAAAGAAGACGGCACCAUGAGUGGCGACAUUCCACCAAGUCCUGCAGACUGCGGGUCUGUUGCAUCAGUACUGGAGAGCAGCCUACCAAGCUGCUUGCUCCCCAAGAAGAAAAGCCUAGGUGCUAACCAAGCAUUAGGGAGAGCCAGAAUGGGGAAAACCUUUAACGGGAUAAAUGAGUGUCGUCUUCAGUCAGGCUUCAGAAGUACGGUGAAUGUGACGGGCUCUCAUCUGGUAUCUCCUGUUCUUUUGUCAUCUGUUGGAUCUUCUAAUGCAUCACGUACAGCAGCUUCAGAAGGACCCAGAGUCUUGCUGCACAGCACUCCUAAAAGACUUCAGCAUCCACAAGCCACCAUGGCGUCUCCACACUCUCCCACACACCUCAGACAGUUCCAGAACUUCAGAGCCAAAAACCAGCGCCAGGUCCUUCUGAAACAAAGACUGAGCCAGAGCACUGGGUUUGGCGGGAAGCAGGCUAGCGAAAACACACCUCGGACCAGCCAGGAGACCUUCAGAACGAAGCCAUUGAGUUGCCACCUGAAGAAAGUCCACGUGAAAAAGUCGGAGGAGAAAGCUAUGGCAGUGAAGCCUCCUAGCCAGCCGGCUCCCAUUCCAGAAGAUGUGAGAAUGGCUAGAAAACGGGAGUACUGGAGAGUUAAGAAGAGAGAACAGAGGGCAAAACGCGCUGCUAGGGAAAGGAAAGGCAUGCUAUCCAAGAGUUUGGAACCCCAGGACUUCAUGAACUAUAGCCAAUCCUCAAUGACAAACGCAAGCUCCCCUCGCAACAACACUUCCAACAGCAGCUUGCCGGAUGCUGUUGUGAUUACCCAAAUGCCCCAGAACCUUAACAUUUCCCCAAACUCGGUGCAUCAAAUGAAACUUGAUUUGAAUGCCUGUUCUGUCCACCCAGAGAAGUCUACAUUGCCUGGAACUAUAAAGCAGGAAUUGAAUACAGCCAGUGGCUGCUGUUUUAUAAAGGAGGUCUGUCCAGAUCUUACAGUUACCACACCUUCUGACAGUCUCAGCUGUGCUGUGCAGACUAAUACGUCAUUCGGCUUGGCUAAAGAGCCCAAAGUCGAGAUGGAUAGCCAAGCCACAGAGCCUGACCUUGUGAUUUCAAAACAGCAGCAGGAGCCUCGGGUCUCCAGCCCCCCGGCCCUGCAGGUGCAACGGUGGCAGCUGAAGGUGCAGGAGAAUGAGGUACACUGCUAUCCGCUCAGACCGGACCCGGGUCAGGAGCAGAGGCAGCGAGACCGGGACAAUGCCCGCAGAAGGAUGCAGAGGCUGAGGCAGAGCAGGAGAGGCGAUGCGAGGAGGCCCAUCGCUGGCAGAACAACGCCGAUAGACGAGGCCGCUAGGCUGCGAAUGCGCCGUGAAUACUGGAGGGUCAAGAAGCAGGAGCAGAGAGCCAAGAAAGCUGCGGAGGUCAGAUUGGCCAGACAAGCACAGGCAGGCUGGGAAACGCAGGGCACAGGCGAAGCAGAACAGAAGACUAUAGGGUGUCUCCCCAAGGCUGUGACUCACUCUGCAGGCCUUACCCUACCUCCAUCUCCUGGACCUCCUCAAAACCUUCUGGGCUUGCCAGAGACUGCAGAGAAACAGGAACCACAAAAUGGUUCGGUCUUGCUUGACACUGGUACAGUGACUGACCACCAACGAGACUGUGCAGCCAGCUUCUCUAAACACCUUGAAAUCAACGAGACAAAAGGAGCCUGCUCUACCGACUACGCCACCUUUGCUGAACCAUCUGAAAACGUCUCUCUGGAAACCCAGGUGGGGCGGGCAGAGGAGUUGCCCAGCUGUGCCUUGGCAAAGGGCCCUGUUGUGAUACUGGAAAGCCAGCAAGAUGCCCCGGCCUCUAGCCCUGAAGGCCUCCGUGUGAGGAGGUGGAAGCUGAGGAUCCAGGAGAGUGAUGAGGAGAGAGGGGCCCCACAGCAGAACAAGAUGUGCGAGUCGAGGCCCGCAGCUCCCUGCAAGGCUACCAGAACAAUGACAAAGAAGCAGCUGGACCAAGCCACCCUGCAGCAAAGGCGCGAGUACUGGAGGCUCAAGAAGCAGGAGCAGAGAGCCAAGACAUCAGCGAGGAAGAGGGAGAUGAGGAGGCAAGAAGAGGCGGAGGGACAGAGGUGGCAGCAGCUCGGGGAAAUGCAGGGAGAAGAUGAAGGCCAGUGGUUUACCUUCUGUGAGGAAAGCAACAUCAUGGCACAAAAGUCUCUGAGAGAAGAGGAGGCAGAACAGAACGUCAAGGCAGAGCCCUGUGAGGAUGAUGUCAUCCUUCUACAGCUGAGAGACCCUGGCGUGGGUACAGAAGGACCGGAGCCCUUCUCGGAGGACGAUGUCCCGGACUCGGAAGCGGGGUGGCGCACUCGCUUCCUGAUGGACUACGACCCCCAGACCGCCCUUCUGGUGUGCAUGGUGUGCGGGGUGCUGCAGCACCAGCAGAGCCUGGAGAGUGUGAGGAGUCACAUCGCAGAGAGCCACCCGCACUCCCUGAGCCUGAGCGCCCAGGACAAGCACAGCAUCCUGGAGGCCUGGGACGAGCAAGUCUCCCUGAGAGAACGCUUCUUCAGCAGCCAGUUAAAGCAGGGGGGUGCAGGGAGAGAGUCGCCCGUGGCUGAGAUUGAAGUGCUUGUUGAUUCUGACGAGCAGUCUGUCUGUAAGAAGCGCAGCUCCACAAAAGUCAAGCGGAAAAAACUGUGGUACGUGAGUGAGCCUGAGCUCCAGACCACGAAUAAACUGUGAAACAUCCUCAAGAAAGAUAAAACGCGUUGGAGAACAAGAGGCACCAUUGACCACGCAGCUCAACGGCAGCACCUACUGGGGAACUCCAGAAUUACCUGACCAAUAAAAUGACAAUUGUGCUUCCCAGGACAGAGAGCUCCACUAGAAAGAGGGUUACUGAGGGGACAGGGCCCGAAAUCCCAUUCAAAUCCAAUUGCUAAACAAGGAUCAGAAACGUACAAAUGUGUUGCAUGAGAUUUGAAAAUCACUAAUCUGAAUAUUAUUAUUUUAUGUAUCUUUUUUUUUCCUGUGAUCUGAAACGAAGACCUUCUGCUUUUUAAAAUCCUGUACAUGUGUUAUUUUACCCCUGUCAAAAACUGUCAAAAUCUAAAUGAUUUAGCAUGACUAUAUAAUGCAAUUAUCAUAUAUUUUACAUUGCAUGCUCAUUCAGUUUUGCAAAGUUCGAGCCAAUAUAAGCACUGUCUUUUAAAAUUGUUCAUUUUUAGUAGGGGUGUGAUGAUACUCACACUCGUAACUGCCUUUAAGACGUAUUUAUCAGCAGGUAUUAAAUACAUCCAUUCAUGAUUUCACAACAAGAGAAGCUGUCCUUCCCUCACCUUUACAACAUCUGCAUUGAGGGUUUUAAAAGACAAUUGGAAGUGAAUUUUCCUUUCAUCCGGGGUGCAGAUAUGUGUACUGCUGGCGCGAUCUUGGGCCUGGUACGGCAGUCAAAAUUUAAGUUAACUGCCAUUGGUAGUCGUUGUAAAGGUGAGGAAAGGACAGCUUUUCUUGUUUUGAAAUCAACACAUUUAGUAAAUGGAUUUAUUGAAUACCUGCCGAUUUUUUUUUUUAAAUACUUCAAGGCAAUUACAAUCUUUAUUUAUUGAUCAAGGUGAGACUUGAAUACAAUGCUGUAAAAAAAAAAAAGAAGCUUUUUUUCAAAGCAGCGUGCAGGUGUGCAAAACGUCUGCCUUGAAUUCUUUUUGAAGAUAUUAUGAAAGUAUUUAUUUGGAAAAUGUACCUUUUUUGUAUUCAAUAAAAGCUUUCUCUUUUACUUGGAAA